AUGGGUAGCCUCGGAGCUGAAUCUCCGAAUGGAGCCCCCGCUGUUGAUGUUGAUGCUCUGGCAGUGUUGCCGAACGCUGCCGAGAAGGUCCCGAGCCUCGUCUCCGAGAUUUCCUCUCGGGGGACUGGUAUUGCUCUGGAUAAUGCCAAAGACCGAUUGGAACUCCUGGAGACUGCGCGGUCCCUGGUGAGGGCCUUGGAGACGCCCCGGGAGGCUCUCCUGCGGUAUUGCUGGAGAGAGCCAGCCAGCUUUGCGGCAAUUAUGUUUACACUGAAUUUGGGUGUGUUUGCGCUGCUGCCGGCCACCGGCAGCCCCAAGAAAGCGCAGGAGCUGGCCGAGGCAACCAAAGCCGACCCCAAGCUUCUCUCCCGUAUGUUAAAGCACCUCGCUGCCACCGGCGUCCUGGCUGAGACGGGCCCGGACGAGUAUCGCGGAACCAACUUCUCUACCGCAAUGGGCGUUGAGCGAUUCAGCGAUACUUUCCCGGUGUUUGCCAACGGACUCAACCCGGCUAUUGCAAAGAUCCCCGACUUCUUCAAAGAAGCACAGUACCAGAGUCCCAGCAAGCUCACCACGACCCCAUUCAAUGUGGCCCACGCCACCGACAAGAACUUCUUCGAGUUCCUGAAAGAGCAGCCGCAUGUCGUCAAGCAGUUCGCUAACCACAUGUCAACCUACCAUCUCGGCCGGCCCAGCUGGAUGGACUCGGGCUUCUAUCCCGUCGAAGAGGGCCUGGUUGCCGACCAAGAUAUCAAGGGCGACGAUGUGCUGCUGAUUGAUAUAGGCGGCAGCACUGGCCAUGAUCUGUCUGAAUUCAGCCGGAAAUGGCCCAGUGUCCCCGGUCGACUGAUCUUGCAGGAUCUGCCCGAAGUGGUGGCUGAGGCCAAGAAGAUGGAUCUGCCUUCGUCUAUUGAGCCUAUGCCUUAUAAUUUCUUCACGGAGCAGCCUGUCAAAGGUGCUCGAGCAUACUACAUGCACUCGGUCCUGCACGACUGGCCCGAUGACGACUGCCGCAAGAUUCUUUCUAAUAUCACGCCUGCCAUGAAGCCGGGCUACAGCAAGAUCCUGAUCAAUGAGAACGUCAUCCCGGAGACCAACGCCCACUGGGAGACGACCAGUCUGGACUUUGUCAUGAUGACCGUGAACUCGACCGAGCGCACAGCACGGGACUGGAAAGUGCUGGUUGAGUCGGUUGGGCUGAAGAUUGUGAAGAUAUGGACUGUGCGCCGGGGUGUAGAGAGCUUGAUUGAAUGCGAGCUGGCUUAA
Molecule: messenger RNA, 1266 nt
Organism: Penicillium alfredii
Lineage: Eukaryota; Fungi; Ascomycota; Eurotiomycetes; Eurotiales; Aspergillaceae
Product: o-methyltransferase
Exons: 5
Coding region: 1-1266 (421 amino acids)
Molecular function (GO): O-methyltransferase activity
Source: RefSeq, a predicted model, not a curated record